This is a messenger RNA of Pararge aegeria (speckled wood butterfly), 5939 nucleotides long. Its product is annotated as folliculin-interacting protein 2. The coding region runs from base 738 to 3842 and encodes 1034 amino acids. The record is from RefSeq and is a predicted model, not a curated record. The transcript has 13 exons. Lineage: Eukaryota; Metazoa; Arthropoda; Insecta; Lepidoptera; Nymphalidae. Gene Ontology annotation, molecular function: protein-folding chaperone binding; ATPase inhibitor activity. Gene Ontology annotation, cellular component: cytoplasm.
UAUUUACAAUCAAAUUUCAAACUCAGUGUCCCAAAAUGCUAUCAAAAAAAACUAUUAUUUGAUAACUUUAUAGAUCUGAUAAUAAUUAAUGAUGAUGCCAGCCAACCCAGAGCCUGAGCUUGAGGUGAAAUGUUGCGUGUGAUACAAUGGCAUUGUUAGAAAAAAUCCUAUCUACUAAGAGAAAACUUAAUGAUUAUUGGGACUCACAAAACAGGGGCAGGUACGUCUUAUCGAGUGCAUAUAAUUCAUUGUUUUCUAUAUCUGUGUGAGUAGCAUAUCAUUAGGGGGAAAUGACGCACGUAGCUUUCGGCUGUUCGUACUUCGUAGGGCGGAUUUUUGAGUUGCGAAGUUAUGAUGUAGUGACGCACACGAUGCUGGCAAGUGGCAGUACGACAUCACCGUCACCGACUAGCUUAGCGGAGGAAGGCUCGGAGCAUGUGAUAAGAGCGGUGGCAGCGGGGGGAAGCGUAGGCGACCGCUCGAUCACGUCACUCAGGAGGGGCGACCGCUUCAGCCAAUGUUUACUUGUUAUUCACUAGCGAGUUAGUACACUCGCACAUUCCAAACCACUCGGCCGUUGUCUAUCGGUUGUCUAAGUGCAUUUACAGUGAAACCUCUUGGGUUGUUGCAUUUCAUGUACUUUUGGUGCAUGUGGCUAAAAGUUUUAUUGUUGAAUUCUCUUAAUUUGGAUUUUUGGUAACAGCUGUGAUGAAAUAUUCAAGCCACUAUGAAAUAAAAUGAAAUUUAGGUCUUGUGAAAUAGCUUUGGAGCAAGUGCGACUGCUUCUGUACAAAGAGUGUGAUCGUAGAGGAAGAAAAGUUUUGUUUGACUCAUCAACCAUAGAUAAAGUGCCUGCAUCCAAAAAUGACAAGCCUGAAUUCAAAAACCCGGACAAGGUGCCCUGCAUUGUGGAGGUUUCAGAAGGGUUUACAUAUAUUUAUAAAGGCCAAGCGGGCGAUGCGAGCGUCCUCGGUGAGAUGAUAUUUGGCGCAGUUGCUAUGAACUGCAAGAGCGUAUCAUUGAAGAUUCACAUUAUGAGCGACCCGAAAAGGUUAAUGUGCACAAAAUUAUUCAGCGUACCUCAAUCGCGGCGGAUCGGUCGGGGAGAUAGGAAGAUCACUGAGACGAAGAGCAGUGGUAAUCUAAACAGCAGCUCCAAACCGCUGAACGUGCCUCAAUUGAAGGAAGAGGGUGUAUCGUUGAGUUUUUCACUGGAUAGGGGGGAUUCUGGGUUCUAUGGCGAACAAUCUCCGUACAGCAGUGUGGGAUCUACGUGCGAUUACUUCUCCAUGUUCGACACGUGGGAACACAGCUCACCAGACGAUUACUGCUUUUACACGCCGAGCCGACAGUUGAGUAGUUCCAGCAGCGGUAGCUGGCAGCGUAGAACCUUCCAGAGCAUGGCCACGAGGUUCGACUUCAAUAACAGUACGCCGCAGGUGCCCACGUCUACAACCAUCUCAAGUUCUGAUUCUCAGCUAUACAGCAACAGCUCUUCAAGCGGCACGACAGACAGUCUUGCGAGUUCUUCGAUCUCAACUAGAAGAGGCAAGCUGGGUCUGGCUUUACUCAUCAGCGUAGCUGAGUCUGUUGAUAUGGAUCUUGUUCGUCGCUGCAUGGAACACUCGCCGCAGUUACAAGCUCUCGUGUGUCGUUUACGCCUAGCCACUCUCACCGCGGGGAUAGGCAACGCCUUCGUGUCUACACUGCACAAGGCUACGGAAGACGCGGCGUUAUGGUUGUCAGAUCUUAUGUUUGGACCGCGGUUGCAUUCGGUGUGGUUGGAUCUAGUCACCAGUGAACCUGACUAUACCAACAAAAUCGCGAACAGCCUUCUAACAGACCUCUGCUGGGUGUUAACAUUCGGUGAUACAAAAAAUACGAACUUUUUCAUCAGCACACUCCUAACGUACGUCCUCACGCAUCACCUCGGGUGGGUAGCUACAGUCAGUCCCUACGACACAGUAGACGAACCGCAGAGCACGCAAGAAAGCACCGACUUGCGUCGUCCAUACAACGCACUAUGGGCACAACUAACCGACCUCUGUGGCAGCGUUGGCUUCCCGCCACGAUCCUCCAGAACCAUCAUCACAGGAUCCAACAACCAACAGUUCAUAAACAGGCUACUCGGUGUGCUAACAUACUUCUUGCGUUGCGGAGACGUUAAGAAAAACGACUUCACGUAUCAAGAUUGUGCGCUCAGUGAAGCUAAAGUUGUGAAUGUGAAUAGUAAAAUUUCGGAUUCUGGUAGAACCACAAAACGAUUAGAAGUGGAAGAGUGUACAAAAGAUAGUUUAAGAGUUCCCUCGUUCAAUAGGAGUAGCGGUAGUAGUGUCAGUACUUUAGUAUCAAGUGAGGUUGGUCUGAGGAAGUCGACAACGCUCGCGAAUUUAAGUCAAAAGCUCUCUAGUUCAGAAAACGUGAUAGACAGCGGCAGUAGUGGUGAAGCCCAGCCCAAACCGUUACGGAGACAACCUACUAUGAUGAUCUCGUUGAAGGACUCUUCAGAUUCCAAUUCAGACUUGUCGACGUCCGAGGAAAGUGGGAAUAAAGUUUUAUUCGUGCUCGGCGAUGAUGAAAAACUGGUUGGCUUGAAGAACAAGUCGAACGGUGGGAAGUGCGUUAAGAAAUCGUCCAAGGUCCACAACGAGCCGGUAACCUUGGAAACCACUGAGAACACUGAGCCCUGCACCCAGGUCCACGAUAAAGAAAAGUCGUCCAGAAACACCGACAGCCCGUCUAAGUGCUGCGCGCAAACACUGCAACAUUCCAAGCCAAUAAAACAUUCCGGUUUUAAGUUUGAGUUCGAUAAGUACCCGCAGAUAGUCACUAAUUAUAUGAAGAGUAAAAACUUAGAGAUCUUAGAUAGGCACUAUAUAGGCAAGCCGGGGAAUCUGAAGCUGGAGAAUUUCCAGUUCGACCCUACUUUCGUUCCGCCGAUACAGGAGGAGCGAUGCGAGACAUGCUACAAAUGUCAGUUGAUGGAGUCUAUGUUGCAAACGCCGACGAACGCUUCCGAAAUGGAGUACAUGAACGAUAUGCCUCGGCAGACUGAGCCGCAGUUCGCGAAAGAAUUGAUAGUCAGUGAAACGGAACAGCAUAGGGAAAUGUCACCAAAAACUUUCGUCAGGAAACGCAAGGAGAAUACAGUGAUUGUCAAUGUAAAGAGCAAAGACGAUAAGAGUGUUUGUGUAUCGAGGGACGUUUGUUUUAGUGUAAAAUUAGAGGAAGAAGGCGCUGUGAAAAAGGUGAAUGAUAAGUUAGAAGUGAAGAGAGUGAUUGAGUUCCCGUUGGCGAAAAUGUGUACGCAGCUCCGUACGCAAGUGCGGUCCGGCUAUGACGUCACGCUUCUCGGCGGCCUCUCAAACCACUAUGUACCUGAUUUAGUUUUACAAGGAACAUCAGCAAAUCCCACAACUUGGGAAGCGGAGCUCAGGCGGGAUUUGGACUUGUCUUCGUAUCUACACAAAAGUGUGGACGCGCCAAUACAGUCCGUCGCGAUUGUGGGAGACACAAAUAUGUGGGAGGUGCGACUGAUCGGGCGAGCGUGUGGCAGCGGCGGUUUAUCGCCGCUCGUGGGUGGAAUGCUGGAUGCAAUCACUGCCAUGCGCAGAGCCAAUUUACCACCGCAUCAGUGUCUCUUGUAUCUGGAAAGCAAGCUCCGAGAAUUCUGCGUGCUGUCCAAAACGUUAGCAGACAUGCUUAUGUCGACAGACUUCUGCGAUAUAGCAACCCUCACGAAAUCACUUAGCAUCGACGAGAAUGACGUUCCCCUGCUAUUAGCAAUAGCAACUACGCAUACUCCACAAGUAACAAGAAGAUACGGUAUCAGCUAUAGGUGAUGUUAAAUGUAAAAUGGAUAUGGUAUCUGCUAAAUUUCUGGUUGGUUUACUUCUAUACAAAUAAUAUAAUGACAAAUAAACAACAAAUCUCUCCGUUUUAUUUGUAUGUUUGAAGUCGAUAUACUCGAAAACUACAGAACCGAUUUUUAUUAAUGUUUCAACGUUAGAAAGCUUUUUAUCCUGCUACAUUUUAUUUUGGUAUAAGAAUCAAACCACUAAUAACGGUAUUCGUUAAGCAAGCUAGAAGCAAUAUCAGUAACUUGCUGUUUAAUCCGCGUGCGCUUGCAAAAUGGGUCGUACUAAGUGAAUGUAUGUACUACACAAAAAUAUUCGUCUUUUGUUGAUCUUAAAAAUAGACUGUGGAGCCAAAUACGCUAUCGAUUAUAAAUAAACCACAAUGACGCAUUUUAUGUCGAAAAUAAUUUGUGAUUUUGAAUCGUCAUUAUUGAACAUAAAAUAUUAAUCCUUACAGAAAAUAUUAAGUUUAUUUUCAAGACAAUGUUAUGUAGAUAAACCUUGCUUUUGCAGCAUGUCAUUUUGUCAUAUAUGAUAUGUCUAGUAACAUUGCGUCACGACCCUAAGGCAUUCCGCGCACUAGGCAGCCAGCCAGUUAUAGCAGCCCAUCGACGACAGCCAUUUGUGAUCCUUUAGUCGAGCGAUAUGGCGCGGAAUACUUUAAAUUUGCUUUACGGCUUUCUAUUUCCCGAUUGAAUUUCUCUGUAUCGAAAGUCCGUCCGGCUGGUACAAAAUGUCCGCGGAGACUGACGGCAGACUGAUUCAGUUUAGUAAUUAGGGCCAUACGCAGUAUUUGUAUUUUAACUAAAAAUUACACAUUUAAAAAAUUAUAAUGUUAGAAAUAAACUUAAGAAUAUGCCGAGUCAUUAAAAUUAUCAAGAUACCGAAAAUAAAAUUCGUUCGUUAAUGUAAAUUUUCUACCUAUAUAUAAUUUUGGAAAAAUAAUUAUGGUAGAGACACACACGCACACGCAUACUCACGCACACACACAAACACGCACACACGCACACACACACGCACAGCCAGGAAUUCGGGGCUGUUUGUGUGCGCGGCCUCCCAUCCAACGUCAUAUGUUAGUCCGUCUGCCUAGUGCGCGGGGGCACAUAGUUAUGCGGAUGAAACCGCGGGGAAUAGCUGUCUAUUACAAAAUUGGACUUUCAAAUUAACGUUUCAGGAUGCUAUUCGUAAAAAGUAGUCGCAACUAUGCAUAGUAUAUACCUAUUACAAGUCACAAGACUAGCUAUAAGUAAAUAAAACAGGUGGCUUACUACCAUCGCUUAAAGCAGUAUUAUUCCAAUAUUGUUGUCGCUGUUGUUUAACAAUUUUAAUCUUUUAUUUUGGAGACGUAGAUUUAUGUCAUAUGAAACAUUUUGCGUUAAGCGAUGGCAGAAAGUUUACAGGUUAGACGUAAUAUCGGAUAUAAAAAUCCUAACUUUUUGGAUAUAAGCAGGCAGUUACUUUACGGAAGUAUGUGAUGAUCGGACUCCAAGAGUAAUUUGAUAUAAACUUCGACAUCCACACAUAUCGAUAUGGCGUGAAAAAAAAUUGCGAGUUUUUAGGAUGAGGAUGUAAGAUACGUAAAGCGUACUGUGGAGAUUUAAAGAGGUAUUACUCUAUACAAAAUAUAAAAUAAUAAAUGUUAUGGUAUGUUGAUAUGAUUUUUUCUAUGAUGUAAACGAGUUUGACGAUAAUAACCUAAAUAAGCCGAAGGGCAUAACGCUUUUUUCUUACGUGACGAUUUCUACCAGUUAAUUCCUACCGGAAGCUGCGAUAAGGCAUUUUGCUCUCAAAUAAUUAAAAGGAUAAAAUACAUUGUACAUAUUGAUGUCGAAGAUUAUAACAAAUAACUUCUGGUGCUCAUUAUAUACACCUAACACUGAAAUGGAGAAAAAAGAUUUUAUAUUGUAAAACUGUAUCUAUGGGCAUUCAUUACAAAAGCUAUGUUAAGAUUUUUUUAAAAGAAGAUUCAUUAUUGCUUUAAAACUAUGAUAAAUUAAUAUUUACGAUACAGGAGUCCCUAAGUUUUAAUGAAUAAAGUAUUAUUUUUAUUAUAUUCCAUCCACUAGCCAAAUAUAAUGUAAU